Messenger RNA from Cydia amplana, 966 nucleotides. RefSeq lists its product as uncharacterized. The transcript is spliced from 6 exons. Lineage: Eukaryota; Metazoa; Arthropoda; Insecta; Lepidoptera; Tortricidae. The coding region runs from base 88 to 966 and encodes 292 amino acids. Gene Ontology annotation, cellular component: nucleus. The record is from RefSeq and is a predicted model, not a curated record.
UCAAUGUCAAACGUGUGUCAAACACAUGCCACUGGUUUGACAUGUAAACACUGCAUAUAGGUUAUAUUUUUAUGAAAUUACACAAAAAUGGGCCGUAAAAUUCCAGCAAAAAAACAUCGUGGCGUGAAGGAUCCUUUGAAACAGCAAGAGCAACGAUUCAAGAGCAUAAAAGACAAAAUAAAUGCUCCACCGACUGAUCCGGAUGAGCAACCCAUACCGAAGUCGCUGCAGCGUCUUUUUGCUUUCAAAGAGCCCCGGACACCCGAUUCUAUUGUGAAGAAAAAGAAGUCACGUUCGAUAGCAGCUCAUGCCAAGCGUGAUGAUAACCCUGUGGCAGCACUUCAGCGAAUGCCUGGUGAGGCGGGACGCGCUUUCUCCAUGCGCAUCAAUAGUGCCGUGCGGGCGCUUCAUAACACAGACCAGGAGGACUACCCUUUAGACCUCGAAGAGACGGACACGAGAGGCGAAUACAUAGCAUCGCAGCGCGAGCGGAGACAGAAAAAGCAUCGUCAGGCCGUCGCCAAGGAGAAGGGGACAGCGGGGCAAAAGGGGGCACAUGGAGAGGAGCGGUUGAGCAAGACGCAGCGACGCGCGCUUAAGAGGAAGGAGCAGCAGAAAGCUAAGGAGGCUGAGACUAAAACAGCGCGCGAACUCGCGGCGCGUGAACUUACUUACGAGCGAGUAGCAUUCGGAGACGUCGCGCACGCGCCGCCCGCGCUGCCCGCGCCGCGCCGCGCGCAGCAACACCAGGGAGCACCCAGGCCUGGCCGCCGCGACCUCCUCCUAGCCGGCAUGCUCAACCCGAGCGCUCAAACUCAACCCAAGCCUCAACCGUCAAAGAAAACCCCAGCGAAACCUCAGAUAAGCGCCGCGGAACAAAUGCGACGCGAGCGAGCGCGCCUCGAAGCCGUGGAUGCAUACAGGGCGCUUAAAAAACAAAAGGCGGCCGAGAAGGCUAAUCGGUGA